CUCCCGACGUGCAGAUCUGCCACAUCGAGAGACAGCACAGUCCAAGGUAACACAGGAGAUCUACCCCGGAUAAAGAUAUACACGACCAUGGUGAAGGGAAAGGCAUGGGUGUUGGCGAAGGCUUUCGAGGGGGAGCCCACGGAGGCCAAUUUCCGCCUCAUCGAGGAAGAGAUUCCGGCCCCCAAGCAGGGAGAGUUUGUGACUGAGGCAAUAUGUCUGACUGUUGAUCCAUAUAUGAGAACCGGCAUGGCUGGGUCGGCUGUAGGAAAUGUGCUGAUGGGAGAACAAGUCUCAAGAGUGACUGAGAGCAAAAACAGCCAGUACCCUGUUGGGGCACUCGUCCAGUGUUACAGUGGGUGGCGGAGCAGGUCGUUGGUCAACCCCAAAGAAAACCCCGAGGCUCUCAAGCUUCUUAAAGUGCCCAACCUCGGUGGCAAAGACCCGUCUAUAGCUCUUGGAGUCAUUGGGAUGACAGGAGUGACGGCGUAUCUAGGUUUCCUGGAGGUGUGUCAGCCCAAAGCUGGGGACACGGUGCUGGUCAGCGGGGCAGCAGGGGCAGUAGGCAGUGUGGUUGGACAGAUCGCCAAGAUCAAGGGUUGCAGGGUGAUUGGGUCUGCCGGAUCCAAGCAGAAGUGUGAUUGGUUGAAGAGUCUUGGGUUUGACUACGUGUUCAACUAUAAGGACGUAAAACUGGACGACGCACUUAAGGCUGCUGCACCAAAGGGCAUCGACUGUUUCUAUGACAACGUCGGUGGUGAAAACGCCUACCGCGUGCUGGAGCACAUGAACAACUACGGACGGAUGUGUGUGGGAGGUGCCAUUUCCACCUAUAACACCGGCAAGGAACCAUUGGUGCCGUCACCAUUCCGCAACAUCCUCAAAAAGAGAUUAAAAGUACAGGGAUUCGUCAUUUUUGACUGGGAUUCCAAAUUUCAGGAGAGCAGAACCCAACUUCUUAGAUGGGUAAAUGAGGGCAAGCUCAAGUACAGGGAGACGGUUCAUAAAGGAUUUGAAAACAUGCCAAAGGCAUUCGUGUCCCUGUUCUCCGGAGCGAACACCGGCAAGAUGAUCGUGAAGGUUUAGCCCAAUCUACCCAAGCAUAAGCAUUGUCAAUAUGUGCACGGGUGCGAUGGUGUAGCCAAUUUCUAGUGUCCACGCCCACCCCCACCCACCCACCCCUUGAAAUUGCUGGAAUAUUGCAACACGUGGCCUACUUCAGUGAUUUCACUGAGAAAAUAUAUUCCGUUCUGAUUCAUGCUUAUUGCAAAUAACUGCUUGCUUGUCCAUUCUAGCGAAUAUGUAAUGAGAUCAUAGUAGACGGUACAUGAUACCGCAAGAACAUACUUGUAGGUUGUUAUAUUUGGUGUGUUUUUUUACAUAGGCCAUGACUGACUACAGCCAUAUGGAAAAAAAUCGGUUCUUCUUUAUAACAGGCCAUCACAAAUAAACUGUAGUCAUAA
This is a messenger RNA of Haliotis rufescens (red abalone), 1460 nucleotides long. RefSeq names its product prostaglandin reductase 1-like. Gene Ontology annotation, molecular function: 2-alkenal reductase [NAD(P)H] activity; 15-oxoprostaglandin 13-reductase [NAD(P)+] activity. Bases 88 to 1083 code for a protein of 331 amino acids. The record is from RefSeq and is a predicted model, not a curated record. NCBI's taxonomy places the organism in Eukaryota, Metazoa, Mollusca, Gastropoda, Lepetellida, Haliotidae. Gene Ontology annotation, biological process: prostaglandin metabolic process. The transcript is spliced from 9 exons. Gene Ontology annotation, cellular component: cytoplasm.